AUGCUUCCUUCUAUCUUGGUGAAAGGAAAGCUGGCUAAUUCCUCUCCUUCUGGACCCAGUCGCAGUCUAAAGAAGCGAGGAGGGAGCCCAACACAUGAGCCGGUCACCGAAGAGGUCGAAGCCUCCUGUUCCUCUUUGGCGCCAAAGUCGACAACGGUCGAGCCGCAAAGCAUGAUAGCCACAGCGCACGCAGAGGAAGUAUUGGCCCCCACCGACUUGGACGCAGACACCUGGAUGGACGACAGCACAUACCCGACAGCCACACAGAAUCCAUUUCUGAGCAACAAAAGCGAUCUUUCCACAAGUUCCUGGGAGAAUUUCACUGCCCCGUCUACGCUACAUGAGGACGAGGUCGGCAGCUCCUUCGACCUCCCCGUGCUCGACUGGAUCGGUUCUGGAGAUACCGAUGCUUGGGCACCCCUGUCACCUGUGAGAGAAACUUCUUACUCGCCGGCGAAGACCGACAGCACCAAACAGCCGACCGUAAAAGAGUGUCAAGAAAAGCCCACAACGCAACCUUCAUUCGCUUCGGAAGGAUUUGUGAUUUACUCUUACUAUCCUUUCCUUGAGAUGGAAAAUCUAUCUCUACUACGACCUGAGGAGACCCAGUUUCUGGAACUGAACCACUCCUUGCACGUCCCUAUUCCAGCCGUGCUUGAUGAAUUUAUCCAGCAGUACUUUUUAUACGUUCACCCGAACGUACCCAUGCUCGACGAAGGAGACUUCUGGGAUGCCUACGGUCAGCGGAGCCCGAGAAAAAACAACCGUAUUCCACUCCUCGUCUUCCAAGCGAUGAUCUUCUCUGCGAGCAGUUUUGUCUCUAGAGAAACACUCCAGCAACUGAAUUUGUGGAGCACUCGAGAAGCUCGUAGUAGAUUCUAUCAGGCAGCUAAGACAUUAUAUCAACACAAUGACGGUAGAGAAGCUUCUAUCAUGGCCCGUGCCUGCCUACUCCUUAGCUAUGAUACUUCGCCCGUAAGGCUGCGAUCGAACAGCUACUGGAUGACUCUAGCCGUUCAUUUCGCUCGAGAAGCUCAAGCGGAUAACUACCAACACAGAGUAAACUCUCCCGAACGGAGGCGGACCCUGAAGCGCCUCUGGUGGUCAUGCAUUCUACGAGAUCGAAUUGUGUCUCUUGGAGUUCGCCGGCCGCUGGUGCUCACUUCCGAUGAUUUUGACUUCACUCUCCCUCCACUCACGUUCGACGAUUUCGAAAACGACAUGGGCAGAUCGAAAGUUGUAGACUCCAAGACUCAGAGAGCUCUAAUCGGGGUGAUUGUGCGCAGAUGCAAGCUUUCUGUCGCCCUCACGGAUCUCCUAAUGCUGGCAUACCCUCGCAAAGAACCGUUUGUCUUUGAAUCCGAGGCAGAAGUGCGCAGUUGUCUCGCGCGUAUCAAGACAGCCAAAGUCUUACUCGAACACUGGUAUAGCGAAGCUGAGCAAGAUCUGCAGCAUCCCGAACACGCCGAAGAAAGUUACUCGGUGUUGCUUUUACAUGUGGAUGCGACUCUGAUAUAUUACCAGUCCGCACGAAUGGCACUGUUCAACUUGCGUCUUCUUGCCAUAGCCUCAUCUAGGGAUGGGGCAUGGAAGAAGGACAUUAUCGAUUGCAAGACAAACCUCGAGACGGCUGCAAAAGGCAUAACGGAGGUCCUUGACGGGCUCCUGCAGCGCAAUCUCCUCCAGUAUUUGCCGAUCAGCAUAGUCGCUUAUGCCGCCUUCCCCUUGGUCCUGCACACCCUAAACAAAAAACUAAACUCCUCGGGCUCUUGGAACGAGACGGAGAAGAGGGACUUGCACGUCUACACAAAGUCAAUGGAGGUAUUUUCGAGUAUGUAUGAUGGCACAGACGUCGUGCUCGAUUCGGUGCCCACAAUCGUCGGUAACAUCAAAUUCGAGGAUGAUGGCAAGUCAUCCGGGAAGAAUUCGGAUCCAGCAAAGAGCAACGAAGUCAAACCGUCAGGCGAUCAGUAUCAUGAUCCUGCGCAUCGCCGUUCAGCACAUCCACGUGCGGAUGCUCUCAGCCAAUGUGGUUGGGGGGACGUUCUUCUCCUUCGCCCGAGCUGUUACUUGAGGCUUGCGAUGACCAUGGAUAUUUUUCUCUGCACUGGCCUCGUGCCGAAAGACGUCCAGCUUCCAUCUCGCCUUCGGUCGUCUCAGCAAGGCACAAGGCUUCCGAUGUAUCAGAUCAGCCUGCAAAUGAAUCAAAUCGGAGAAGCUACAGCAGUAGGGCAAAUCAAUCAGGGCGAGCCCCAUUCUCAAGAUGAUGAGGAGCAUGAACAAAUGUAUGUCAACCCAGUCCUGACGCUCUCCUGGUGA
Messenger RNA from Exophiala spinifera, 2319 nucleotides. RefSeq lists its product as uncharacterized. Lineage: Eukaryota; Fungi; Ascomycota; Eurotiomycetes; Chaetothyriales; Herpotrichiellaceae. The transcript has 5 exons. Bases 1 to 2319 code for a protein of 772 amino acids. Gene Ontology annotation, biological process: DNA-templated transcription. Gene Ontology annotation, molecular function: DNA binding; zinc ion binding. The record is from RefSeq and is a predicted model, not a curated record.